AGCUUAAGCCUCGUUGACGUGAACGACAGUCAGUAGUGUGCAUCUGCUUUAACAUCUACCACUGCGAACAAGGACCACCCCCUCGAUACCCAGCAGCUCACAACACCCCGCUCGACUCGACGUCUGGAUUUUUCGAUAUCGGAUCGUUCUUUGACGGUAUCUGGCCCCCGUGCGAAUACCGUUGCUCCUCCGCCCGAAACCCGAGUCGAUCCAAUUCCAGUCGAAAUGGCCGCCAUCGCCAUGGGUGCGCAGCCCUUGCGCAUGGCCUCCCUCCUUCCCCGAAUCUCAGCGCCAGCUUUCACCCAAACUUCAAGGAUAUUCUCCCUGUACACGCGCCAGGUUACCAGCUCGUUCCUUCCGGCGCUGUCCUUCGCGCUGCCGGCAUUCAAUCUCAACGUCCCCGCCUGGCUUGGCGGGAUCUGGGAGUCCAUCCUGAGGGCAGUGCCUAAGAAGAAGACGUCGCACUCGAAGAAGAGACACAGGCAGAUGGCCGGAAAGGCUCUUAAGGACGUCAAGUCUCUGUGCAAGUGUCCAGGCUGCGGCCAGAUCAAGAGGCAGCAUAUCGUGUGCCCGCACUGCUUGAGCAAAAUCAAGGAUCUUUGGAGAGAGGAGAACCCCUCGGGAAAGUUCAUUUAAAUCGCCCAACGGCCGUGUAACAUUUCGAGACGUGUAUAUUCAAGUGUACAACUGGUUAGCAUAUUGUGGCGUUUGGGACAUAUCCAUCACCUCUUCGGACGUGCCUUGAUCUUUACUCUUUCUGACUUAUCGAAGAUACUUCGAUAUACUUUUCAUGGUUUGUUGUAUUACCUCAUGGUCGCUGAUUGUUUCUGGAAAUCCGCCGUUCUCCCAGGAAUCAAUGUCAGCACAUCGAUGAAGGAGUCAUACUGCCGUUGGUUUUAAAGAGCGCGGCCUAGUCCAACAAUCCGUCCGAAGGUUCGAUUGUGCGCACCGAUGAAUUACUCGUCAGGUCCCAUCACUUGCCGCCGGCCCAAAGGCGAGUAGGCAGGUACGGUAUUAAAGGUCUUUCGAAGCAUGGAAAAAGAACGUUCUAUUCAUCAACCUGCUUCAUAACUAUAUUUGCAUGUACAGGAAGCCCGACUUAUUUACUCCUCCAUCCCAGUGAGGUUUUCCUUUAGAUUCAAUGAAAAUCGAGACCCUUGGCUUGAAGAUGUCUGACCAUGAGGAUGUUCUCACAGUAAAGAGACACCUGGAAUGGAGUCAUUCCAGCUUCACUGGGACUGUCAUCGAACUCAUGCGAUCCCGCGGUAGUGGUCUUUGCUCCUGCGUCAGCUCCAGCAUCUAUUAUAACCCCAGCGAUAAGUCGUAUAUUCCCAAUAAUGCACUGGUCCGAAAUCGCACUGGAAGCAAAAGAAAAAGUGUCCCAAGACUCCUCCUCUUUCUCUUUCUUCUCCUCCUCUCCUUCUGGGGCGAGUGACCUGGACCUGGCUCCUUGGGUCAACUCUCCCAGAAGCGUUUCCUCGUUUUUGUCGUUGCACCCAUCAUCUUAGUCCAUGUUCUUCUCGUCGAUGGACAGGCCUCGUAACCAGCAUAAUUGAUGCAGUGGUGUCCAUCCUCU
This is a messenger RNA of Colletotrichum destructivum, 1576 nucleotides long. RefSeq names its product Putative zinc-binding ribosomal protein. Gene Ontology annotation, cellular component: mitochondrial large ribosomal subunit. The record is from RefSeq and is a predicted model, not a curated record. Gene Ontology annotation, molecular function: structural constituent of ribosome. The coding region runs from base 226 to 636 and encodes 136 amino acids. Gene Ontology annotation, biological process: translation. Lineage: Eukaryota; Fungi; Ascomycota; Sordariomycetes; Glomerellales; Glomerellaceae. The transcript is spliced from 2 exons.